Molecule: messenger RNA, 565 nt
Organism: Phragmites australis (common reed)
Lineage: Eukaryota; Viridiplantae; Streptophyta; Magnoliopsida; Poales; Poaceae
Product: DNA-directed RNA polymerases I, II, and III subunit RPABC5
Exons: 4
Coding region: 112-330 (72 amino acids)
Biological process (GO): transcription by RNA polymerase I; transcription by RNA polymerase II; tRNA transcription by RNA polymerase III
Cellular component (GO): RNA polymerase II, core complex; RNA polymerase I complex; RNA polymerase III complex
Molecular function (GO): DNA-directed RNA polymerase activity; zinc ion binding; DNA binding
Source: RefSeq, a predicted model, not a curated record
UCUCUCUUUUUAAAAAUAUAAAGAGAGGAAAAACUCGCUAAACCCCACCCGUCCCAUCCUCCUCCCGCAAUCGCAAUCCCCAUCCCUCCGGCGGCGGCGGCGGCGGCGAAGAUGAUCAUCCCGGUGCGCUGCUUCACCUGCGGAAAGGUGAUCGGGAACAAGUGGGACCUGUACCUCGACCUCCUCCAGGCGGACUACACCGAAGGGGAUGCUCUGGAUGCUUUGAACUUAGUCCGUUACUGCUGUAGGCGAAUGCUGAUGACCCAUGUUGACCUCAUUGAGAAGCUCCUCAACUACAACACGCUGGAGAAGACCGAGACUACCAGUUAAGCGAACCUGGCAUGUUGGAUCACUGGUUCGUCGCACUUAGUACCCUUCAGUGGAGUGCUAUGCUGUGUUCUGCCAUUCAAAACUGUCUUCUGAUGAAUGUAUUUGGAAGGACCUCAUUACAUCCAAUUUAACUAGGGAUCUGCCUAUUGUACUUCUGCUAUGUGACCAUUUCUGGACAACUUUACACUUGAUGAAGAGACAUGGGCGUACUAAUUGACAUGCAUCUGCUCGUUUA